This is a messenger RNA of Cercospora beticola, 2171 nucleotides long. RefSeq names its product MFS transporter. Gene Ontology annotation, cellular component: plasma membrane. The record is from RefSeq and is a predicted model, not a curated record. Gene Ontology annotation, molecular function: spermine transmembrane transporter activity; spermidine transmembrane transporter activity. Lineage: Eukaryota; Fungi; Ascomycota; Dothideomycetes; Mycosphaerellales; Mycosphaerellaceae. Gene Ontology annotation, biological process: spermidine transport; transmembrane transport; spermine transport.
GUGACUGUUUGAUAUGCUAUAGAAGUCGCGUGUGAUACUCUCGUUUGCCAUGGCUCACUUAUCAUGACAGACAACGAAACAUCAAGAAGAUGGACAUUUCGGUCAUUUCGCCGAGCUCACCCUACCAACAUGCCAAGGAUUGGACAGGACCCAACGACCAUGAAAACCCAAGAAACUUCUCCACAGCACGGAAGAUCUUCUCCACGGUAGCAUACACUGGUCUGGCCUUUGUCAGCACUCUCGCUGCGUCGCUGUACGCGGCAGGCAGGGAAAAUGUCAAAGCAGAAUUCAACACGACAGAAGAAAUAUCAAUUUUGCCCUUAUCUCUUUACAAUGUCGGAAUGGCAUUUGGACCUUUAAUCGGGUCGCCUCUCAGUGAGACAGCAGGACGUAGAGUCGUGGUGCUGGUCACAACGCCCAUGUUUGCGCUCUUCAUUCUGGGAUCUGGAUUCUCGAACAGUGUCAUUGGACUGAAUAUAUGUCGAUUCUUCGCCGGUGCUGUUGCUGCACCCGCAAUUGGCAAUGCUUCCGCGACGAUUUGCGACUAUACUGCUGGCAAAUAUCGUUCCGUUGUCAUGUCGUUCUACUACGCCAUUCCGACGUUUGGAGCCGUGCUUGGUCCCCUCAUCGGUGGAUUUGUUGUGCAGGGCAAAGGAUGGAGAUGGACGCAAUGGACGACCAUCUUCUUCAUCAUAGCUUUUUAUAUUCCGGUCCUCUUCACUAAGGAAACAUACAAGAAGACCAUUCUCCAGCAACGCGCUAAGAAAUACAACAUCGAAGGACCCGACGUGGUACAAAGAACGGUAUGGCAAUGGACGCAAUACUUCAUUACUGUCCUCUUCCUGCGUCCGGCACAUAUGCUCUUCACAGAGACUAUUGUGACUCUGGUCUGCAUGUACAGCGGCUUUCUCUUUGGACUGCUCUACAGCUUCGUCACUGCAUCGCCCUGGGUAUACGAACACUACUAUGGCUUCGGCACAACCGGACAGAGCCUCUCGUUCCUGGGCCUGAUCAUGGGUGCAUUACUGGCUCCGGCUCCGCAGAUUCUGCUCGACCAUUACAUCUAUCAACCUCGACUCAAAGCUUACCUUGCGGCACAUGGUACAGCCGAGCGUUUCCCUCCAGAACAUCGAUUGUACCCAGCUAUCAUUGCAGCGCCUCUUCUGCCAGCUUUUCUCGUCCUCUUUGCGUGGACAGCUGAGCUUCGUGUUCACUGGGCAUGUCCCAUCAUAUUCCAAGGACUGGCAAUGAUGGCUUCUGUCGUUAUCUACGCUCCUUCGAACCUGUUCAUGAUUGAUGCAUAUGGACCACUUUACGGAGCUUCUGCUGCUGGCGCAGCCAUGUUGAGCAGGUACACGCUGAGUGCAGCUUUCCCGCUUUUUUCUCUGCCCAUGUUUGAAGCGCUAGGAGUCGGCUGGGCUACGACGUUGCUGGCGGGUUUCACAGCUGUUAUGGCACCUAUACCUUGGUUGUUUUGGAAGUUUGGCGCAAGGAUAAGAUUGAGGGGAAAGUACGAAAUUAGUGACUGAUAUCGACAGAUGUGUAUAGACUACAGAAAUUGAUGAUAUGCUGCACGCUUCGUUGACCUCUACGCCACGCGCCAUUGAUUGAAAGCCUUCAUGGCCAGAUGAAGAGUCAGAAGUAUAGGGCAGACUGCAUGGUCACACAGGAGGCAAACUCAUACUUGCUCUACCCCCAUAUGUCCAAACAUAAGAUUCAGCAUACUCUCAGAGCACUAUCAAACCGAAGCGGCAGCAUCACAUAGCAUCGUGCAGCUGAACUGAGAGGUAAAGGAGUCAAAAGGUUGGGAUCCGACUCAAAAAAAAAUACCUCAUAUGUCACCCCGUACUCAUCCCUUAGAGGAACCGUCCAUGCAGCAACGACAAAAAAAAAGAUAGAAGCAGGAUCAUUCACGACACCUAAGAGAUUCGAACUCUGUUGAUAAUUAGCGACUGUCCAUGGCAGGUUCGACCGCAGAAUUACGUACCUUGCUCCCGAAGGAACUGGCUAGACAGUUGAAUACGACUGAGUCGUAUAGUUCCAAUAGCAGGCCAGCGCGCUGGAAGUUCAUUAGAAUAAUGAAUAGACAUUUGACAGUUCAAGUCAACUUACUUAACCACUCCGCCCGUAGGGAAGUCAGCAAUUGAAGACGUAAGUUGGAUCGUGAUUGU